CGCCACCUGGAGGCCAACUUUGAGCCCGUUGGUCGAGUUCGCUAGUUAGCUAUCGGAGUAGCAGCAGCAGCGGAGAGACCAGCAAACUUUCUCUUUCUUUUUUUCGUUUUUUUUUUUUCCCCACUUCGCGUUCGGUUGGCGGUGACGGGCCGACGGUUCUCGAUGGAUUCCGGUUGUUUUCCGUCGCCUGUGGUGCGUCAAAGGGAGCGUUAGACGACUUUGGGAGAAGUUGUGCCGAUUGUUUUUUUUUUUUUGGCGGAGGAGGAAAGAGAAAGAUGGACGCGGCGGGGGCUGAUUCUGAUCUAUUGCUAAUGCUAAGCUAACUGCCGCUAAUGGUAACGCCGACCGUCCGUCGGAGCUGCUCGGCCGGACGCAGCGCGAGGACUUCCGCCACCUUUGGAGGGCUCCAGUCGGCUUUCAGUUGGUUUCGUGCGCUGAUUUGAUCCUCAUCGUUAUCAUCCUUGUCAUCAUCGCUGUGACAAAGGCUCGCAUGCUGAAGAUUGUGCCGCUAACCAUGGAGGAGGAUCUUAGACGAGCCGCGCGGGUGCAGUAGGGCAUCAUGGGUAGUAGCUGUUCAAGCUGUCCAGACAAAGAAUUGAUUGCAGAUAAUCAUCAAAGUAAAUUCAAGGUGGUCAACGUGGACGACGAUGGGAACGAGCUGGGCGCCGGCGUGAUGGAGCUGACGGACGGCGAGCUGGUCUUGCACACGCAUCGCCGCGAUGACGUCAGGUGGCCAUACCUGUGCCUGCGUCGCUAUGGCUACGACUCCAACCUCUUCUCUUUCGAGAGCGGGCGCCGCUGUCAGACCGGACAAGGUAUCUUUGCGUUCAAGUGCGCACGUGCUGAGGAAAUCUUCAACAUGCUGCAAGACAUCAUGCACAGUCACAGCAUCAGCGUUGUGGAGGAAGCCGUGCUGGACGCCGGCCACCAGGGGGCGACGCUCUCACCUGCAGCCCUGGGUUACUCUGUGCCGACGGUGCCCAAUGGUGUGACACGGCUCCCGUCAACGGGCGAUGUCCCGUCCCACCCGUCCAGCCGCCACCCGUCGGUGGCCAGCACCCGGCUGCCGUCGGUGGGCGAAGAGUCCACGCACCCCCUGCUGGUGUCCGACGAGAGCGCAAGUCCGUCGUGCGCUCCCGCUGCCCCGGCGCCGCCCGACGAGCGCUGCCCCUGCUUUCAGGCGCACACCUACGUCAACACGGCGCGUCUGCUGGAGGAGCCGCUGAGCACUGACGUGCCGCCAGAGAGCCCCGCCUCCCCGGAUGCCCGUGGCCCAGCCACCCCUCCGCCCCCUCCACGGGUGAACUGCGAUACGCCGCCGCCGGAGCCCCGGGUGCUGCUCGAGCCGCAGGGCGCGCGCUUCGUGCUGGGACCCACGCCGGUCCAGCGACGGCUGAGGGAGGCGGGAGAGACUCGAGAGGGCGACAAGGAGGCGGCCGAAACAGGCGCAGCGCCCCACUGCCGCCGCCCGCCCCCGCUGAACCCCGACCUGCAGAAUGUCAACAACUCAGCGCAGCGCCGCACGGCGUUGCUGGACUACGAGAACCUGCCGGCGCUGCCGCCCGUGUGGGAGGCGCGCAAGUCCAGCUGGGAGGAGGAGGAGAUCGGCGGCGGCCUGAAAACACCGUCGCUCAAUGGCUUCAACCCGCAUUGUUGCCCCCUCCCGCUGUCGGCCGCCUACGAUCCCUCGCACAACUACAUCAACACAGAGAACGUGACGGCGCCGCUGAGCGCCCACCGACCUGAAACGGCGCGGCGCCGCCCUGACGGACCCACCGUCUUCAACUUUGACUUCCGCCGAGCGCUGGGGGCGGGCGAGCCGCCUAAGACGCUCAACUACAUUGAGGUGGAGACGGACAACGGGGGUGGCAACCGGGGUGCUUCGGACGGCAGCGACCCGCACACGCCGCGCACCCCCACCUCGCCCCCGCCGCCCGGCACGCCCACGCGCCGCACUGAGCUCUAUGCCCUCAUCGACAUCGAGCGCACGGCUGCCAUGUCCAACCUGCAGAAGGCGCGACCACGGGACGACGGCACCUCGCGCAAGACGCGCCACAACAGCACCGAGCUACCUAGCAAGAGUGCUGCUGCCUUGUGACUUUGUUCUUGUCUGGUACAAAUCAGUAUUACUGAAGCAAGCAUUCCAUUCAGCUCUGUUCAUGCUGCUCCAACUUCCUGGUACACUACUUCCUUUUUUGAUUGCGGCACAAUAAAAGUCUUUUUUCUUUGUA
Syngnathus typhle (broad-nosed pipefish) is the source of this 2231-nucleotide messenger RNA. RefSeq names its product fibroblast growth factor receptor substrate 2-like. NCBI's taxonomy places the organism in Eukaryota, Metazoa, Chordata, Actinopteri, Syngnathiformes, Syngnathidae. Gene Ontology annotation, biological process: cell surface receptor protein tyrosine kinase signaling pathway. The transcript is spliced from 6 exons. Gene Ontology annotation, cellular component: cell-cell junction; cytoplasm. The coding region runs from base 560 to 2098 and encodes 512 amino acids. The record is from RefSeq and is a predicted model, not a curated record.